AUUAUUUAAUGAGACCUAUUCCGUGGUUUGUUAGAUUGGGCAUAGAUGUGACCAUAUUUACAGUGCCAAUAAUAUUUUUAGCAAGUAAAUUAAAAUUAAAAAUAAUAAAAAGGUUAUCCAAGAUUGGGCACACAUUUUCUUAAUAAUAGAAGAAGGAAGUAUAGAAGAAGAAGUAUAAAUUAAAUUUGAUAGAAAAGAUUUCGAUGAAAUAUAAUACAGAAAUGAUAGCAAUUUUUCAAGUGAAGAAGUUAUCAGCUUCAGAAAGAAACUUGGAUUUCAAGACCUUAUUUGAAAAGAUCAAU
Messenger RNA from Paramecium sonneborni, 302 nucleotides. The record is from the annotation of a GenBank genome assembly. Lineage: Eukaryota; Ciliophora; Oligohymenophorea; Peniculida; Parameciidae.